Molecule: messenger RNA, 889 nt
Organism: Papilio machaon (common yellow swallowtail)
Lineage: Eukaryota; Metazoa; Arthropoda; Insecta; Lepidoptera; Papilionidae
Product: RNA-binding protein pno1
Exons: 3
Coding region: 119-862 (247 amino acids)
Cellular component (GO): nucleolus
Molecular function (GO): RNA binding
Source: RefSeq, a predicted model, not a curated record
ACUGUCAGCUUUUCCUUUUCGUAUGUGAUUGUUUUGUAGACCAUGUGAGAAUUAUUUAAAAACAGCUUUAAGCAUAAUUUAAUUCUUUAUUACGUUGAUCAUUUAAAGUGUAUCGAAAAUGGAAGUGCAAAACAUAAACGUCGAUGACUUUUUGCCCGCAAAAAAGACUGUAAAGUUGAAGAAUGUGAAACGGCGAGCUGUUUCGGAAUCUGGUGAUGGAAUGGAGGUGGAAGAGCAUAAUGGUAUACAAGGCAAACCGAAACUUUCAAAACCUAAAGCUAAAAGAGUUAAAAAGAAUGCCGAACCGAAUGAGAGCAAAGUAAAUAUGAGAAAAGUACCUGUUCCUGCACACAGAUAUACACCUUUAAAAGAGAAUUGGUUAAAGAUUUUCACACCAAUAGUAGAACAUCUCUUGCUACAAGUGAGAUUCAACACAAAAACAAGAAAUGUUGAAAUCAGAGUUGGUCCUGAAACUAAAGAUAUAGCUAAUCUACAAAAAGCUGCUGAUUUUGUUAAGGCAUUUAUUUACGGCUUUGAUGUUGAAGAUGCAUUAGCUUUACUGCGACUCGACGAUCUAUUUGUUGAGUCUUUUGAAGUCAAAGAUGUAAAGACAUUACAAGGAGAUCAUUUGGGUCGUGCGAUAGGUAGAUUAGCAGGCAAAGCUGGCAGGACAAAGUUCACCAUAGAGAAUGUUACUAAAACGAGAAUAGUGUUGGCGGAUUCAAAAAUUCACAUCCUAGGCAGUUAUCAGAAUAUAGCGCUGGCGAGAAGAGCUAUAUGUAACCUUAUUAUGGGAUCACCUCCUUCCAAAGUUUAUGGUACAUUAAGAAAUGUUGCUAAUAGAGUUGCUGAGAGGUUUUAGUUGUAAAUAAAAUGAUUGUCUAUUCAA